Molecule: messenger RNA, 1860 nt
Organism: Anthonomus grandis grandis
Lineage: Eukaryota; Metazoa; Arthropoda; Insecta; Coleoptera; Curculionidae
Product: estradiol 17-beta-dehydrogenase 11-like
Exons: 7
Coding region: 325-1476 (383 amino acids)
Cellular component (GO): lipid droplet
Molecular function (GO): oxidoreductase activity, acting on the CH-OH group of donors, NAD or NADP as acceptor
Source: RefSeq, a predicted model, not a curated record
CUAAAUUGUCAAGGUAGUAGACAUUGUAGACGCUCGCUCCUGUUCGUUGAUGCUUCUGAUAUCACAUUCACUUAAAAAAAAUUUAAGUGCGCUCAGUUGAGCGUGGGGUGUCUAUCAUAGAAGAAUUAUUUUUACUUCGCGGUUUUUAUUUCAAUUUACUUAGAAUAAUCAAUGCUGUAGUGAUCGUGAUUUAUUUAGUUUUAUAGGAUUGUGAAUGAAAAAUUGUACCAAGGUUCUUCGCAAGGAAAACUUCGAACCAAGCCAGUAGAACCCGAUGACCAUACAGUACCAGUUGUUCUAAACUUAAACUUCUAGAAAACCAAGAUGACCUAUGUAGAACAACCCCCUUUUAAGCCUCCGUCCCCAACACCUCCCAGUGACCUUAAUCAAAAUACCAAGCCCACUUUCCUCAAAAAUGAACCUAAACUAUUAAAAUCGACAGCGGACAUUAUACUUUUCCUGUUGGCAUCGGCGUUUUACAUCCUCAAAGCAAUAUUUAAGUACUGCUUGCCGAAAAAGUACAUCACUCUAAAGGAGCUUAAUGGAGAGAUAGCACUGGUAACGGGAGGAGGUUCGGGUCUUGGAAGAUUAAUCGCGUUAAGGCUGGGAAAGUUGGGAGUGAAAGUAGUCUUGUGGGAUGUCAACGUAGAAGGUUUAAAUGAAACUGUCAGUUUGGUUAAAGGAAUAGGCGGAAUUGCUUAUGGGUAUAGAUGUGAUCUGUCGGACAAAGAUGAUGUCUACAGGGUGGCCAGAAAGACAAAACAAGAAGUUGGAGAUGUAACUCUUUUGAUUAACAAUGCCGGAGUCGUGUCAGGAUCAAUUUUAUUAGAUACACCAGAUCAUAUGAUUAAACGGACGUUUGAUGUCAACAUAGUUUCACAUUUUUGGACUGUCAAAGCAUUCCUACCCGCCAUGAUCAAAAAAGAGCACGGACAUAUCGUCACGGUAGCUUCAAUGGCCGGACAUGUUGGGAUAAACAAACUUGUCGACUACUGCUCCUCUAAAUUUGCAGCAGUUGGUUUUGACGAAGCAUUGAGAGUGGAACUUGAAGCACAAGGUGUAAAAGGAGUAAAAACAACAGCAGUUUGUCCUUACUUCAUCACUUCAACUGGAAUGUUUGACAGUGUAGAUUCCAGAUUCCUGCCAAGGCUGAAUUCCAAUGAUGUAGCAGAUAGAAUUAUUGAGGGCAUUAGGGCGAACGAAACAAUGGUUCUUAUACCUGGUGGAAUGAGAUGGGGACUUAUUAUGAAAUCGCUUAUCCCGUGGACUGUGCUUUCACUCUUUUUAAGAGGAUUGGUGCCAGAUGCAGCUCCUCAACCACCCCAACCUAUUACCACUUUAACAUCAAGGCCGGAAACCAAGGAAGUAGAAUCAGAAGAAGAACUUAAGGAUUUAGACAAGAAUAUAUCCAGCAGCUUGACUGACUCAAUGUGUAAAUUGACACAUCGAUAUUCACCUACUGGAAAAAAUUUAUGAAAAUGUUGCAUUCGCAUUUUUUAAUGAGGAAAAUUUGGAGAAAAAGAGGCGGUUUUUUAAAAUAAUUCUACCCUCUUCAUUUUCCCAAAAAGUGAUAUUUUGUAGACUUAGAACAUUUUGCCUUAAUGUAAUGAAUAUACUAGUGUACUUAAGUUGUUUUAGAUUGAUGUAAUUUUUAUGGUAAAGAUAUUUUAUCGAUAUAAUUCGUAUCUAUAUUUUAUAAGCUGUAUGAAAGCUUUUACAUCAUCGACAAAUUUAUGUAUCAUUGAAGAUUUAUUGGUGAUUUAUUAUUGUCCUAAACCUAAAAUAUUAAUAACCCUUAUUUUUAAGGGUGAAUCUGUAUAUAUAUUUUAAUUACUAAUAAUAACGCUUUAUUUUAAGAUU